Neolamprologus brichardi is the source of this 1879-nucleotide messenger RNA. The record is from RefSeq and is a predicted model, not a curated record. Lineage: Eukaryota; Metazoa; Chordata; Actinopteri; Cichliformes; Cichlidae.
UGUGAAGAGUUCACGGUGAAUGAAUUUAUUCCAUACACAGUGUGGAGUGGGACAGAUCAAAACAGACUCACACAGCAUUCAGCUAGAAAGAUGUCCGGUGCAAAGGUGCUGCAGUUCCUGCAGAAUAUUUCACGUAGAAAACCUCUGGAGCCUGAGGGUGAAGUGUCCAACUUUCGCCGGUGUCUGACUACCCUUGAUUUGGUGGCUCUUGGGGUCGGCAGCACACUGGGGGCCGGUGUGUAUGUGCUUUCAGGAGAAGUGGCCAGAGCUGUGGCCGGGCCUAGUAUCAUAUUCUCCUUCCUGAUAGCAGCAGUGGCCUCCAUCUUUGCAGGACUGUGUUAUGCUGAAUUUGGAGCUCGUGUUCCCAAAACUGGCUCUGCUUAUCUCUAUAGCUACGUGACUGUGGGUGAGAUAUGGGCUUUUGUCACGGGCUGGAACCUCCUGCUGUCUUAUGUCAUAGGGACAUCAAGUGUAGCCAGAGCCUGGAGUGGGACCUUUGAUGAUCUCAUUGGAAAUGUCAUUGCCAACUCUUUAGGCAAACAGGUUGCAAUGGAUUUACCUGGAUUGGCUCCCUAUCCAGACUUCUUUGCAGCAGGUAUCAUUAUGCUCUUGGCAGGGAUUCUUGCAUUUGGUGUUAAAGAAUCGGCCACUGUAAAUAAAGUUUUUACAGCAGUUAACAUCCUGGUGUUGCUCUUUGUUAUCCUCUCUGGGUUCAUAAAGGGGGAUAUCAACAACUGGUACAGAUAUGAAGACACCCUUCCAAACCAAUCCGAGAACUAUACGACCCUGAAUAAAACCACCACAUAUGGCAGUGGGGGAUUUUUCCCUUUUGGUUUUGAGGGGACAUUAGCAGGAGCAGCCACUUGCUUUUAUGCAUUUGUUGGAUUUGACUGCAUUGCAACAACAGGAGAGGAGGUUCAGAACCCUCAGAAGUCAAUCCCACUCGGGAUUGUGGCGUCUCUCCUUAUCUGCUUCUUGGCUUAUUUUGGUGUGUCUGCUACCCUGACUCUUUUGAUGCCAUACUAUUUGCUCAGCGUUCACAGCCCACUGCCUGUGGCCUUUACAUACAUCGGUUGGGGCCCUGCAAAGUAUGCAGUUGCUGUGGGAUCACUCUGUGCGCUCUCAACAAGCCUUCUAGGAUCAAUGUUCCCGAUGCCUCGUGUUCUCUUUGCCAUGGCCCGGGAUGGACUGCUCUUCAGACCUCUCAGUAACAUGAGUGACAGACAAAGUCCUGUCAUUGCUACACUGGCUUCAGGGGUUGUAGCAGCUAUCAUGGCUUUAUUGUUUGACCUGAAGUCGUUGGUUGACAUGAUGUCGAUUGGAACCCUGUUUGCCUACACACUUGUUGCCAUUUGCAUUCUCAUAUUAAGGUACAGAUCAUCACACGUAUUCUUUUUAGCAGUUGUUCUCAGCGUCUUCGUAUCUGAGGCUGUAGAUUACCUGCAAGCCCUGGAGUGGUGGAGCAUACUUUGUCUUUCUGUGAUAGUAGCAAUGAUUUUUCUAAUCAUCCUCAUCGUCUGGAGGCAACCGCAGAAUACAGCAGAAGCUGCUUUCAUGGUUCCUUUUGUCCCAUUACUUCCUAUUUUUAGUACCUUAGUCAAUGUCCAUCUAAUGGCUCAGCUUGGAUCAGACACUUGGAUCCGCUACACAGUGUGGAUGGGAGUAGGUUUGAUCAUCUACUUUUGUUAUGGUGUUCGCCACAGUGUGCAGAAACAAAGGCUUGAAAAUUCACACGAUCGAGUCAGUAUUCACAGCAUCGCUGCUGCUAUGGAACAAAGCACGAAACCUGGACAAGAUGUAACUGGAUAAAUACAUAGUGUAUUUAAUGACAUCAAUUUUAAAAAGAAUACCUGAUUUGCAUAAAUCUCACAAUGGUGAU